This is a messenger RNA of Eruca vesicaria subsp. sativa (arugula), 1032 nucleotides long. The record is from the annotation of a GenBank genome assembly. Lineage: Eukaryota; Viridiplantae; Streptophyta; Magnoliopsida; Brassicales; Brassicaceae.
AUGGCGUCUCGAAGUGUUGACAUCUAUGAGAGACUCAAUAUGGUGGCUCAAGAUGGGGAUAUUGAGAGACUCUACGAGUUGAUAGCAGAAUAUCCAAAUAUUUUGGAACACUUUGAUAAUGUGUCUUUUUGUAAAACGCCGUUACACAUUUCAGCUGAAAAAGGGCAAACUCAUUUCACCAUGGAGUUAAUGACCCUUAAGCCGUCACUUGCUUUGAAGCUAAACGUCUCAGGUUUCAGCCCGAUGCACUUAGCCCUGCAAAAAAACCACAUCCGAAUAGUGAGAGGAUUUUUGGCAAUUGACAGCAGCUUAGUCAGCAUCAAGGGAAGAGGAAGGAUUACUCCUUUGCAUUAUGUGGCUCAGUUAGGUAAUGAAGAGUUGUUGAGUGAAUUCUUGUUUGCUUGCCCAUCUUCUAUAGAAGAUCUGACCAUUAAGUGCGAGACAGCUGUGCACAUUGCUGUGAAAAGCAACCAGUUUAUGGCAUUUAAGGUUCUUUUAGGAUGGGUUCGGAGAGUGAACCGGGAGGAAAUCUUGGAUUCGAAAGAUGAAGAUGGUAACACAGUUUUUCAUAUUGCUGCAUCGAUAAAUCAAACUGAGAUACUGACGUUGCUACGUAAUACUGUUAACGUAAAAGCCAAGAACUUGGAUGGUAAGACAGCAAUGGACAUACUCGAAACUUACAAGUCUCCUAUUUUCCCCAAAGCAACUAGGCUUGUCUGCAAUGCUAAAGAAAUACUACUUUUUGGUCCCUCGAUGACACUUGCGGGAUAUUUAAGUAGAAAACCAUCGACCAUUGAGGGGAAAAAUAAGCUCUUAGGGCUGAACAAUUUGAGCAAGACCAGACACGGGUCUCGAGAAUCAACUGAUUUCCGUAAUGCGAUACUAGUAGUGGCUGUACUGAUAGUAACAGCCACAUACCAGGCCGGUCUUAGUCCUCCUGGCGGUUAUUGGGAAGAAAACUCCCCUAAUGAUGAUCACACAGCUGGGCAGAUGACAAUGUCUUUCAACCUUGCCUUGUUUUUUACAUCUUAA